Molecule: messenger RNA, 3651 nt
Organism: Trichoplax adhaerens
Lineage: Eukaryota; Metazoa; Placozoa; Uniplacotomia; Trichoplacea; Trichoplacidae
Exons: 33
Biological process (GO): tRNA wobble base 5-methoxycarbonylmethyl-2-thiouridinylation
Cellular component (GO): cytosol; elongator holoenzyme complex
Molecular function (GO): tRNA binding; protein binding
Source: RefSeq, a predicted model, not a curated record
GUAAAUGCUGAAUAUUUACUUGAAAGCGAAUCUUUGUGUAUUGCCAUGAAAGAUGGGGACGUUUUAUUAUAUCAUUGCAAUAGCCAGCAAAUUGAAUGUGUCGGGUCUGUUGAAUCUGGUAUAAAUUGCAUGGCAUGGUCACCAGAUCAGGAAUUAGUGCUUCUCUCGACAGCUGAAAGUAAGAUUAUUAUGAUGACUAAAGAUUUUGAUGUUAUUACUGAAAUUUCAUCUCAAACGGAAGAUUUUGGUGAAAAUAAACCAAUAAAUGUCGGAUGGGGUAAAAAAGAAACUCAAUUUCAUGGCUCUGCCGGCAAACCUAAAGUUGGUGACGGUAUGGAAAAGGCUCCUGUACCUGUAGCAGAUUGGGAUGAUGGCCUAUCUAAGUUAAGCUGGCGAGGUGAUGGACAGUAUUUUGUUUGCAAUGUUGUAAAUCAAACAACAGGUGCCCGGCAGCUGAGAUUUUGGAGUCGUGAGGGUAUUUUACAAUCUACUAGUGAGAAUAGUGACGGUCUAGAGGGACCACUACAUUGGAGGCCAUCUGGUAAUCUAAUUGCUACUGCACAACGUAAACCACAAUACUACAACGUGCUAUUCUUUGAAAGAAAUGGUUUACGCAGAAGUGAAUUUACGCUACCUUUUAGUGAUUCUGAAACUAGGGUUAUCGACUUAGUUUGGAAUCUCGAUUCAAAACUGUUAGCUGUUCGGCUAGAAACAACUACUUUUCAUAACGAUAUGUAUUUAUCAUUUUCAGUGCAAUUAUGGUUUUGCAAUAAUUCUCAUUGGUACUGCAAACAGGAAAUAUCAUUUACAACUGCCGAUCGUAUAGCGUGUAUACAAUGGGAUACUGAUGUAUCUUACCGUCUGCAUAUUGCAACUUUUGGGGGAAAGUAUUUGCAGUACAAUUGGUAUUGGGAUGUUGAUUAUAGCCAAGCACAUGUAGCUGGCAACCUUUCAUCUGUCGCUGUAAUUGAUGGAGAUCGUUUACUGGUAACUCCAUUCUCUAUAAUGGUUAUGCCUCCGCCGAUGUCGGCAUACUACAUAAAAGCAGAGAGCUCUAUUAAUCAAGUUUGUUUUGGUCCAUCUGGCAUUAGUAAUGACUUUGCUAUUGUGUUAGCUAACAUGAACAUUGCAAUUUAUACCUACUGUGAUGGCCCUGAUACUUUAACAAAUGAAAAAUCGAUUAAAUUGAGUGGUACAGGUGGUGUAGGAUUUAAAACUUCAUUAAAAUUACCUAGACUUCAAGGAACCUUUAAAUUAUUUCUUAAAGACAGUAAACCAAUCAAUAAUUUAUAUCAGUUGCAACAUUUAUCAUGGCUUACUUCUAAUAAGUUUCUUGCCAUCAUGUGGGAUGACUGUAACAUGAAGAAUUAUUUACUUUAUCUUCAUUUAAUAGAAGACGAAGAGAAGAGAAUUAUUGUUAGGGAUACGUUAGAACUGCCCAAGAUGGUGCUACGAUUAGUUACCAAUCAUGAUACUCUGUCUACAAUUAUACAAUAUGUAGAUGGCAGCGUCUGGCGAUAUUGUCACGACGAUCAUAUGAAGUUGAUUCCUUGGCUAUUGCCGAAUGGAAUGUCUCUUCAGCUACCACAACCAUGCCAAUACAUUGCUACAGCUGUAAUGAAUGAUUCGGAGGUUGUGAUCGGUAGCAAUGAAAGAUUUAGAAUAUAUAUUAAUGAUAAAGAGAUUGCUAACAACUGCACAUCUUUUUGUGUGCAUGAUUCGUUUCUAAUAUUUUCGACUCAUUCGCAUACAUGCCGAUUUGUAAGUUUGUUAUCAGAUUGGGAAAAUAUUAGGUCAUAUCCAACUAAUGAGUCAGCGCCAUUUGAUGAGAAUGUUCGUCGUAUGGAAAGGGGAUCUAAAAUUGUUUUGGCUGUUUCUGAUAGUACAAAACUUGUAUUUCAGAUGCCUCGGGGUAAUUUAGAAGCCAUCCAUCCGCGCGCAUUGCUGUUGCAUUCCGUCCGACGAUUACUGGAUAAGCUAAACUUUGGAGAGGCGUUCUUAUUAAUGCGCAAACAUAGAAUCAAUUCAAAUCUUCUAUAUGAUCACAAUCCGAAGGGUUUUAUGGAAAACAUCGAUAUCUUCAUUAGGCAAAUAGACGAUGUCAACUUCAUUAAUCUCUUUCUAUCGGAUUUAAGAGAAGAAGAUGUCACAAUUACCAUGUACACAGCUGAACAAUCAAGGCCAUCUUCAAGCAUUCCGCUUACUGGAAGUAAAAUCGAUAAAAUUUGCGACGCCGUUCGUGAAUCGCUUACUUUAAUAAAUUUUAAUAAAUAUAUCCUCUCAGUCAUCACGUCGUAUGUGAAAAAAACCACAGCAGAAUUAGAUAAAGCCUUACAACUUAUAAAAUCGUUAGCAGAUAAAACAGCAGUCUCAGAAGGAGGUGUUAGCUACCUGGAAGCAUUGAAGUACUUACUAGUUUUAGUUGAUGUUAACGAACUGUACAAUGUUGCUUUAGGAAUGUAUGACUUCGAUAUCGUCUUAAUGGUAGCCGAAAGAUCGCAGAAGGAUCCUAAAGAGUAUCUGCCAUUUCUGAAUUCCCUUAAAAAGAUGGAAUCUAAUUACUCAAAAUACAGUAUUGAUAAAUUCUUAAAAAAAUAUGAUAGAGCUAUUGUUCAUCUCAGUCGAUGUGGUAGCGAGUACUUCGAUGAACUGUUGCAAUUGAUUGAGAAGCAGAAAUUAUAUCGGCAAGCCCUUUCUUUAUAUCCGGUUGAUUCAGAUCGAUUCAAAUCAAUUUGUAAGAAAUACGGCUUAUACCUAAAGAAUAUAGAUAAUCAUUUGGAAGCUGCACUUAUGUUUGCGAAGGGUAAUGAAUAUGAAUUAGCCAGGAUAUCAUUUAUAAAGUGUCGUAAUUGGCAGCAAGCGUUCUGUAUGGCAUCAAAGCUACGAUUUAGCAUAGCUGAAACAUCAAAAAUGGCGAAUAAAAUUGCUAGUAAGAUUUUCUUGCUAGUGCGACUUGUGCGAUGCACGAAAUCAUCCCUGGCAGCUGCUACAGUACUCUUAGACUAUGCUAACGAAACCGAACAAGCGAUCGUAACAUUGAUUAAUGGUUGCUUAUGGAAUGAAGCAUUGAGAUUAAUGCAUCGUCACGAUAGGACUGAUAUGAUAGAGAGUCAUUUUUUGAGUGCUUUAAUAGAUAGCUAUCAGGCACAAAGCGCAUAUUUGAAAAAUAGCAUUACUCAGUUCAGGAGACAUAAUGAUAGAUUGAUAAAAGUAAGAGAAGAAAAGAGGGAAAAAAUGCAAGAGGUUGCAGAUGGCGGCGAUGAUGGGGAUUUGUAUUCAGAGACUACAAGUAUUACUGGUCGAUCUACAAGAUCAAGUAUUUAUAGUAGGACUACAGGCCGUACUUCGAAAAGUCGAAGAAAAGUUGAAAGAAAGAGAUAUAGCUUACGUGAAGGAAGUCCGUACGAAGAUAUUGCUUUAAUGGAGGCUCUAAGUCAAAUGAUUAGGACGUUGUCUACAACUAAAGACGAUAUUCGUUCCCUGAUGGAAAUAUUAAUCAUUUUCAAUCACGAUUCGGAGGCAGCUGUGCUGCAAGAUAUUCUUGAAGAAUAUAUGACCACUGUUAAAACUUCACUCAAAAAUAUAUGGCCGUCUGAUGGAGUUUAUCACCAUGUAAGAUUAAUGUUACUCUACUAUGUAAUCAUCAAAUAA